Sardina pilchardus (European sardine) is the source of this 753-nucleotide messenger RNA. Its product is annotated as 5-hydroxytryptamine receptor 3C-like. Gene Ontology annotation, cellular component: plasma membrane; neuron projection; synapse. NCBI's taxonomy places the organism in Eukaryota, Metazoa, Chordata, Actinopteri, Clupeiformes, Clupeidae. The annotation marks the transcript as partial. The record is from RefSeq and is a predicted model, not a curated record. The transcript is spliced from 6 exons. Gene Ontology annotation, biological process: monoatomic ion transmembrane transport; nervous system process; regulation of membrane potential. Gene Ontology annotation, molecular function: acetylcholine-gated monoatomic cation-selective channel activity; serotonin-gated monoatomic cation channel activity.
AUGCCUAUCAAAGCCGUGGUCUAUGGCAUAGUUCUUCAAGCUCUGUUUCUGGAGUCUGGGGUGACGUUAAACUGCUCUGAGCCAACCACCGAGUCCCUGUUUAUUGCCUUCAACUCAAGCAUAUUCAAGCUGGCGGCCAUACGGCCCGUCAACAACCUGAGCACCAUCACUAAUGUCAGCAUAUCAUUCACCCUCUACGGCAUUCUGGGAGUGAAAUGGAAAAUAGAGUUUUUGAGUUGGGACCCAGUCGAGUGUGGGAACUCCUUCAUCACCCUACCAAGGUCGAAGUUCUGGGUGCCCGAUAUCGUCAUUGAUGAAUUUGUGGAUGAGAACAACGCCCCGCAGACUUACUAUGUGACUGUGAGGUCCACUGGGGAGGUGCAGGAUGCUUUGCCAGUGGAGGUCAUCAGUUCUUGCAAUCUGGACAUCUUCAAGUUCCCCUUCGACACACAGAACUGCUCCUACACCUUCAACUCCUGGAUACACCAUACUGAUGAGAUCCAGCUGUCGUAUGACAAGCAGGUGGAGGAGAUGGUGAACCAGUCCAGAGCUGUGAUGGCCACAGAGGGCGAGUGGGAGUUCAUGGGCAUGACGGCCUACAAGCACACAUUAGUCAACUUUGACGAGAGCUCACGCGAUCAGAUCACCUACUUUAUUGCCCUCAGACGGCAGCCUACUAUGUACGUGGUGAAUCUGAUCAUCCCCAGCUGCUUCCUCAUCACUCUGGACCUGUUCAGCUUCAUUCUGCCCCCA